This is a messenger RNA of Drosophila serrata, 1502 nucleotides long. RefSeq names its product phenoloxidase-activating factor 2-like. The record is from RefSeq and is a predicted model, not a curated record. Gene Ontology annotation, biological process: proteolysis. Lineage: Eukaryota; Metazoa; Arthropoda; Insecta; Diptera; Drosophilidae. Gene Ontology annotation, molecular function: serine-type endopeptidase activity.
GCCACUCAGUCUACUUGGCGAACUCUAGGCUUUAACAUCAUCUUGAGAUCGGUGGCUUUUAUAUUCGUAAUCUAUAUAUUUCCCGACCAACCAUGGCAAGUGGAACAACAGCCUUCCGCUGCACACCACCAGUGCUCCUCCUGCUGAUCCUCCUUGCUAGUGGAGGCAAGGCCCAGGACGUCCCUUCGUCGAUGUGCCAACAGAACGAACUCUGCACCACAGUGCAGCGCUGCCAGGAGUCGGAUGACUCUGGCCGCAAUGGAAUUAGUCCUCGGAUAGCUCGUUUCUGCGGCGUGGGCCGCAUGUGCUGCGAGAAGGAGCAGCUUGACAGCUGGGAUGCAUUUCAGGCGCAGCAAAAACCACCUCCAAGCGCCAGCAGUUCGAUCAAAAACAAGCUGAGUAGGAUACCGGAACCAGAACCCAACGAGAGCUGCGGCCUGAACAUGGAGUGCGUGCCACGGAAGCUGUGCCGCGACAAUGUCAUCAACGACUCGGGCAUAAGUCUCAUCAAUCCCAGGCUUGGCAAUACCCAGUGCUCCAAGUCCUUGUAUCGCUGCUGUGAGAUUAGCCAGAAGGUGGACGACAGCGAAAGUCCUUAUGUGCAGAAGGAGAAGGACUUUAAGUACAGAAGCUGCGGCUGGAGCAACCCAAAGGGACUGAUUCCCGACGACGAUAAAUUCAGCUAUGCAGAGGACGUGUCCAUCUUUGGCCAGUUCCCCUGGAUGGUGGGGAUUUUCACCGGACGCCAGAAGUUCCUUUGCGGCGGAACCCUAAUCCAUCCUCAGCUGGUGGUCACCAGUUCACACAACGUGGUCAACGAGACGGUGGACACCCUGGUGGCUCGUCUCGGUGAGUGGGAUUUGAACAGCGUGAACGAGCCGUAUAUCCACCAGAGCCGGCGUAUCAAGGAGAUCAUCAUGCAUCCCGAGUUCGACCCACAAGUGUUCUUCAAUGACAUUGCCCUCUUGCUGCUGGAUGAACCCGUCCAAUUAGCUCCUCACAUCCAGCCUCUGUGCCUGCCUCCGCCUCAGACGCCGCAACUGAUCAAUCAGCUGCUGUCCGCCAACUGCUUCGCCACAGGAUGGGGCUCUAAGGAUGCAAAAAGUGACAAGCUGGAGCAGGUGCUCAAGCGGAUAAAUCUGCCGCUGGUGGAGCAUAGCGAGUGUCAGGCAAAGUUGCGCCUCACACGUCUAGAGAGUCGCUUCCGGCUCCGUCCCAGCUUCAUCUGUGCCGGUGGAGAUCCUGGUAAGGAUACGUGUAAGGGAGAUGGUGGCUCUCCGCUUUUCUGCACGAUGCCUGGCGAACAGGACCGCUACCAGCUGGUGGGCAUCGUAUCCUGGGGCGUGGAGUGCGCCGAGGAGGAUAUUCCGGCGGUGUACGCCAAUGUACCUUACCUCCGUGGUUGGCUCGAUGAGAAGAUCAAGGGACUCGGCAUAACGUUGUAAUUACACAGGAACUGUAAUAAAGAAAAUAUAAUAUAAUUACCUUUUUACAAUUGAUAA